AUGCGAAUCUGGUACCUCGAGCAAGCAGAAUCUGAUGAUGAUGGAGGCUACUUUCCAGGAAACAUCGAUAGUAAACGUUGCAAAUUGGCCAUACGUUAUGCCGGAUUCAAGAAUAAAGAACUUCUUGAACUCGAACAAGGAAACAAAGGGUCUCCCGCUACAAUAAACAAACGUGGAGAAAACGAUACGCCGGAUGAUCUGGGGCAUGUCAUUCCUGUGAUGCUUCAGGAUGAAUCGCUGGGAACUUCGGAAGCAAAGGCAAUUCGAGAGAAAACUCAGGAUCUAGUCGAAAAAGAUGAAAACGAUGAGCUCGGCUUGAUCUGGAUCUUCAACAAGUCGAGGAAGAACGAUGAGGAGGAGGACGACGACGAGGAUCCACUCAUCAAACCAAAAUCGAUUUUACUUUUGGCUCAAUUUACGUUCAAAGGACCGAUAGUUGUGCAAAAGAAGACCGCCGGGUAUCACUUUUUCAAUCCAACCGAUCUGGAAUAUAAAUUGGCCAAGAAGAUGCCUACAAUGAUAGAUUCAAAA
This is a messenger RNA of Mesorhabditis belari, 531 nucleotides long. The record is from the annotation of a GenBank genome assembly. NCBI's taxonomy places the organism in Eukaryota, Metazoa, Nematoda, Chromadorea, Rhabditida, Rhabditidae.